UAUUUUUGUAUAUCGGAUCUAGUUAAUAAAUGUGAUUUCAACAGGGAAGAUGCUUGAAAAUUACUUAAAGAGAAGCAAAUUUUCCAUUAAGUUCAUGCUCAGAACAUAUGCAGUUUCAGCUCUUGGUUGUAGUUUUCAAAAUAAAUGGUGGCACACCAUUUACGAGAAUCAAAACAAUGCGCUCCAAAUUCCUGAUCCCGUAAGCGAAAUGAUAGGUAGACACGUUGAUCAGCUGAGUGGAUUUCCCAUCAUACCGACAGACUCCAUUCUUAG
Messenger RNA from Arabidopsis thaliana (thale cress), 273 nucleotides. RefSeq lists its product as uncharacterized. The coding region runs from base 108 to 203 and encodes 31 amino acids. The transcript has 2 exons. Lineage: Eukaryota; Viridiplantae; Streptophyta; Magnoliopsida; Brassicales; Brassicaceae. The record is from RefSeq and is marked reviewed.